This is a messenger RNA of Oncorhynchus keta (chum salmon), 2437 nucleotides long. Its product is annotated as SH3 and cysteine-rich domain-containing protein 3-like. The transcript is spliced from 13 exons. The coding region runs from base 273 to 1280 and encodes 335 amino acids. Gene Ontology annotation, biological process: positive regulation of protein localization to plasma membrane; positive regulation of voltage-gated calcium channel activity; skeletal muscle contraction. Gene Ontology annotation, molecular function: protein binding. Lineage: Eukaryota; Metazoa; Chordata; Actinopteri; Salmoniformes; Salmonidae. Gene Ontology annotation, cellular component: extrinsic component of cytoplasmic side of plasma membrane. The record is from RefSeq and is a predicted model, not a curated record.
CACUAACCAUUGGAUCACUGCUAGGAAAUGACAUGCAUAAAGAAUAGCUCAAAAGGGAAGUACCAAUCAAGAGUUAGAAGUGUUUCGGAGGUCUCCGGUGUGACAGGUUGCUCAUCACACACGAAAGGAACAUCUCUGAAUCCAAACUGGUGAAGAAAGCCUUUGCCAUUCAUCCACAUACCAGAUUCAAUUUCUUCAUUGACUGGACUAGCAACCAGUGGGACCAAGUGCGUAGCACUGCAGGACGAGCGUGAGUGCUCACACAUCACACCAUGGCCCAAUAUGACCAACUGGAAGAUAAACAUUCGGUGGAUAUCCACGACAACCCCACAACCCCUGACAAUAUUGUAAAAGAGGAAGACAAUACUGUAUACUUCGUUUAUGAGGAGGAGGUGGAAGUAGAGGAGAAGGAGCCCGAGCCUGAGCCCGUUGUUAUAUUGGUGAAUGACAAACCACACAAGUUCAAGGACCACUACUGCAAGACGCCCAAGUUCUGUGACGUCUGUGCUCGUAUGAUCGUCCUCAACAACAAGUUUGCUCUAACGUGCAAAAACUGCAAGACCAACAUCCACCACUCGUGCCAGUCCUAUGUUGAGUAUCAGAAGUGCUUUGGCAAAAUUCCCCCAGGUUUCAGACGAGCAUACAGUUCCCCUCUAUACAGUAGUGACCAGACAGAUGCAGCCCACUCCAACCGUAACGACCCUGUGUUUGACACUCUGCGGGUUGGGGUUGUCAUGGCAAACAAGGAGCGCAAGAAGGGGUCUGAAGACAAGAAGAACAUGAUGAUGAUGAUGAUGGAGGAAGAGGAAUCACAACAACCCAAAGAAGACGAGCAGGCAGAAGGAAAGCCCGAGGGGGAUAAGAAGGGAGACAAGGCUGACAAAGCAGAUGACAAGAAAAAGAAGGAGAUGGGAAACAUGGGAAAUCAGUCCCAUUACUACCUGGCUCUGUACCGCUUCAAGGCCAUUGAGAAAGACGACCUUGACUUCCAUCCUGGUGAUCGAAUCACUAUAAUCGAUGACGCCAAUGAAGAAUGGUGGAGGGGGAAGAUUGGUGAGAAGACAGGUUACCUCCCCACCAAUUACAUCAUUAGAAUAAAAACUGGGGAGAGGGUGUUCAAGGUGACACGGUCCGUCGUGGGAAACAGAGAGAUGGGACAGAUCACUCUGAAAAAAGACCAGAUCGUGGUGAAGAAGGGAGAGGAGGUGAAUGGCUACCUGAAGGUCAGCACCGGCCGCAAGCUGGGCUUCUUCCCCGCCGACCUGCUCCAGGAGAUCUGAACCUAACCGGAUCACAACCACAACCAUAGGACUUGGGUCACACCGUCACCAGGACCAUAAUCACACAAUUCAUCAAACCCUGUUCCAGUGAACACACGUGACCAGGAACAGCAUUUUUAUACUACCAAUCUAGCACCACUAUCAUUUUCCACCUGUAGGGGCCUAGGUCUGAUCUGGUGAGUCUGUAAGCUGUUUGAGGGCUGUAAAGGCUCAGAGGGGGCAAGGUUAUUGAGUGUAACCCAAUACUGCAGCCUCCCCAGCCUGUUGAACUGGGUCAGCUGGCCAUGCAAUCUGAGCUGGAUGGAGAAAUGUGUCAGGUCAGACCGUACAUGUGUGUGGUGGGAAUUUAAAACGUUAACAUGUUUGUGUCAUUUUAAUGUGAUGAAAACUGGACAACCUUAAACUAGAUCUUCAGCAAGGUUCAAAAGGCAAUGCUUGUAACUACUGUAAGUAGCUAGGAUUUGGACAUAUUUUUUUUGUUAUUCAUUUAUUCAAAUGUAUAUUUUGGAGGCUAUUGCUUACAGUCACUGUAGUAGCUUUAUUUUCCCCUUGAUGUCCAUGUUAAAGGGAGCUUGUUAAAGUGCAUGUCGUUAUUUUUUUGCAUGGGCCCGUCUUUAAUAAUCAUUGCCAAAACAAUGUGCUGUGUAUUUGAGGAAUUUAUACAGAGCAAUAGCCAAUGGUGACACACAGACCCACAUGCUUUUGCCAGACUAACGUAGGCCUAUCAUUGAUGCAAGAUGGUAACAUUACAGGCCUAUCAUUGAUGCAAGAUUGUAACAUUACAGGCCUAUCAUUGAUGCAAGAUUGUAACAUUACAGGCCUAUCAUUGAUGCAAGAUUGUAACAUUACAGGCCUAUCAUUGAUGCAAGAUGGUAACAUUACAGGCCUAUCAUUGAUGCAAGAUUGUAACAUUACAGGCCUAUCAUUGAUGCAAGAUUGUAACAUUACAGGCCUAUCAUUGAUGCAAGAUUGUAACAUUACAGGCCUAUCAUUGAUGCAAGAUUGUAACAUUACAGUACAGCCAUUUGUUAUUCAUGUUCUAUUGAAAUACCAACAGCCAAGUGCAGGCUUAUCCCAUGUAUUGUCUUUCUUGAUAUGCAUCCUUUCAAAACCUAUAUAACUCUGUGAUACCGUCAUAGUAAACUUGAAUGACUGAC